Molecule: messenger RNA, 2543 nt
Organism: Aphis gossypii (cotton aphid)
Lineage: Eukaryota; Metazoa; Arthropoda; Insecta; Hemiptera; Aphididae
Product: E3 SUMO-protein ligase ZBED1-like
Exons: 2
Coding region: 468-2396 (642 amino acids)
Molecular function (GO): protein dimerization activity
Source: RefSeq, a predicted model, not a curated record
CUAGGGCUCUCGGUCUGGUACGUGUAUUGAUAUACACGUGUACACGUAGUCCGUACUUUAAAAAGUAAAAUGUAUGAAUACCCGUGUAUUUAAUUACACGUGUUUUGAAGUUCGUGUACACGUGUAUUAAGAUACACGUGUAUUAAAAUUGUAUCUACCCGUGUAUUAAAAUUACCCGAGUGUUUAAGGUCUGUAGUUUUUAUAAACUUAAAAUAAAUAUUAUUUUGUAUUUAUAAUUUGGAAAUAUUGUAAGAUUAUCUGUAUAUAGUGUUAUAUAAUGUAAUGUCAGAUAAGAUACGUCUGAUACAGCGGUCCUCGACAGUCGACGACGGGCAAUCGGCUGUUGUUUAAUCGCAGUAAAACCGUACCGUACCUAUGUAACGUACGUGUCGUAUAAAAUAUAAAUAGCACAUUAUUUUGAGUGACUUUUAUUUCAUUUAUUUCAUUUGUGUGUUGUACAAAAUUAUAUGAAAUUUUUGUUCACGUAUGUAUUUAUUGUAAUUGUUUCAUUAAUUUAUAAAAUGAGUAAUAAAUGUAAGAGUUGGGUGUGGAUGUACGCUAAACGUCAAGGCGAUAAAGCUUAUUGUGAUUUGUGUACGGAAAAUGAAAAUAAUGAAUUUUGUUGUAUUGGCGGAACAACAGGAUCUUUGGGUAGACAUUUGAAAACUAUACAUGGUAUAAAACCACUCACCACUGUAACACGAAGGGUUGCUUCUAGUCGUGAGCUGGAUAAUGCCGAUACCUUAACCAGUUCAACUAUGACUUCCAGUUCUUCAGAAGUACAAAGUUCGGAAAUUGGUGCACCAAUACCUAGAAAACGACGACGAACUUAUAAGAAUCAGGAAGACGAUCGAAUUUGCAACUCCGAUAAAACAGAGCAGAUACAUCAAGCAUUAGCAAAAAUGAUAGCCUUGAAUCAAAUGCCCCUAUCUUUUUGUUCAAGUGAAGGAUUUAAACAGUUUAUGACAGUUGUCGAACCUAACUACAAAAUUUGCAAGGAAGGAGCAAUAAAAUCAAGAUUGAAAGCAUUAAAAUCAUCAGUAAAAGAAAUAAUUCAAAAAAACUUGAGAGAUUCGAUAAGUAUAGCUUGUACAUCUGACUGUUGGUCAUCGAUAUCUCAACAAAGCUAUAUUACAGUUAGUGCUCAUAUAAUUGAUAAUCAAUGGUGCCCAAAGUCGUAUACACUUACUACACAUGAAAUGGAGGAAUCUCAUAGUGCCGUAAACCUUGCUCACCAAUUAAAAAAUACAUUUGAUAAAUGGGAAAUUGAAACAAAAAUUAUGGCUGUCGUUACAGAUAACGCAAGAAAUAUAAUAAAUGCUGUAAAUUCACUGACGAAUGUAUCCGAAACAUAUGAUUUAACCUGCGCUGCUCAUAGUAUUCAACUCGCUGUCAAUAAUGGAUUACAACAAGAUGGCAUUGAUACAGUUAUUCAGUUAGGUAGUAAAAUGGUAGGUCAUUUUAAACAUUCUAAUUUGGCUAAACAUGCUUUAACAAAAAUGCAAGAGCAGCUGGGAUUAAACCAACUAAGUCUCAUACAAAGUUGUAAAACAAGAUGGGAUUCUGUUUAUAUGAUGUUAGAUCGUCUUUAUACAAAUAGAUGUGCUGUAACCAACGUCUUAGCUGACCGCAGUAUAACUAAUGUUGCAAUUGCAAAAAAGUUGGAAAUUUCAGAAUGUGACUGGACAAAAAUGGAAACUUUAGUAGCUUUGUUAAAACCAUUACAAGUUGUAACAACAGUUUUUUGUGGCGAAACUCAUUCACCGGUAUCAAUGGUUAGACCUCUAAUUUCAAAAGUGAUUGAAAAACAUUUGAAAAUUAAUACAUUUGAUAGUGAAGUUGUUGUCAAUUUUAAACAGACAGUGGUCUCACAACUAAUAGAACGUUUUAAGCUUAAUAAUUUGACAAACAUCAUAUCUGCAAGACAAGUAUCAUCAUUUUUAGACCCAAGAUAUAAAGAUUUGGAACAUGAGGAAAUCGAAGUAAGAGAAAAUAUCCGUUGCAAAGUACAAAAUUUACUGGUCGAAACGAAUACUUCGGAAAAUAGAGUGGAUAAUGAAGUUCCUAUCCAAACAAAGAAAGGAGCACUUGAAUUUUUAUACGGCGAUGAAGUUCAUGAAGUCAAUGAUGUUUCGACGCAAUUCCAAUGUUACCUUGCAGAACCACAACUGAGGUACGAUUUCGAUCCAUUUGAAUGGUGGAAGUCACAUGAAAAAAAAUAUCCUCUAGUAGCAAAGGCAGCAAAGAAAUUUUUGUCAAUACCAGCCACAUCGGUAAGCUCAGAAAGAUGUUUUUCAACUGCCGGGAAUGUGGUUACACCCAAAAGAAACAGUUUGGCACCAGAAAAUGUCAAUAUGUUAGUAUUUUUAUAUCAAAAUCGUCAACUUAUGUUAUAACACUUUCAAUAAAAUAGGUAAGUAUUUUUUUUUGACAGUUAUCUUGUGACUUUUUUCUUUGUAAAUGUAUUAUUUACUGAUAAAAAACCUCUGAAAUUUAUUCUCAAUUAUUGUAUUUAUAGUUUAAAAAAUUAUUUUUGUUAUUGU